Messenger RNA from Polistes dominula (European paper wasp), 884 nucleotides. It is a transcript of the gene Ppib, whose product is annotated as peptidylprolyl isomerase B (cyclophilin B). Lineage: Eukaryota; Metazoa; Arthropoda; Insecta; Hymenoptera; Vespidae. Gene Ontology annotation, molecular function: peptidyl-prolyl cis-trans isomerase activity; cyclosporin A binding. The record is from RefSeq and is a predicted model, not a curated record. Gene Ontology annotation, biological process: protein folding; protein peptidyl-prolyl isomerization. Gene Ontology annotation, cellular component: intracellular membrane-bounded organelle; cytoplasm.
GUAGUGUAUGACAAAAUCUUUUACAGACCAAUGAUAGGUACCCACAUUACUUGCACGUGCGCGUGCGCAGUGGUGCGCAUUUCAAGUCUUGAUGGUUCAUUCAACUUCACCUUUGACUACAUACAAUUUAGUCAUCGAUGAACGACAGUUGUUCGUCGAACGUCUUUGUUCUAUAAAUCGCUAUUAUAGACGACAGAUAAUACAAAUAGCAAUGAGAAUAAUUCUACUUCUUAGCCUUGUGGCUAUAAUCUUUUGUUUGGCCGCUCAUGCUGACGAUAAGGCAGUUAAAGGACCAAAAGUAACUGAUAAGGUGUGGUUUGACAUCCAAAUUGGUGGUAAAGAUGUUGGAAGGGUUGAAAUUGGUCUCUUUGGAAAUACAGUACCUAAAACAGUACAGAAUUUUGUUGAACUUUCUAAGAAACCUGCUGGAGAAGGAUACAAAGGAAGCAAAUUCCAUAGAGUUAUUAAAGAUUUUAUGAUUCAAGGAGGUGAUUUUACUAAAGGAGAUGGAACUGGAGGACAUAGUAUUUAUGGUGCUAGAUUUGCUGAUGAGAAUUUCAAGUUGAAACAUUAUGGCGCUGGAUGGUUAUCUAUGGCAAAUGCUGGUAAAGAUACCAAUGGUUCCCAAUUUUUCAUUACUACUGUACAAACUCCAUGGUUAGAUGGCAGACACGUUGUUUUUGGAAAAGUAAUUAAAGGAAUGGAUAUUAUUAAAAAAAUAGAAGCUGUAUCUACCGAUAGUCGAGACAAACCAACAGAGGAUGUUGUUAUUAGCAACAGUGGAGCAGAAACAGUACCAGAACCAUUUGGGGUAUCUAGAGAUGAUGCUACUCAAUAAAAAUCAAUUUAUGUAAAAAAUAUGUGCAUGGCGGUUAUGUUACUAA